UUCAGAAUACCAAAGGGUUGUGUACUCAGAUAAGUAUUUGCCUGCGGCUAAUCCUGGUAUCAAUCCGCUUCCUGUUUGUUUACUUUGCCGUGAGUGGAUUGUUGUGAUAGAAACUGACAGACACAUUGUAAAACGUAUGUCUCUUCAACAAACAAGCUUAUCCACUUAUUUUGUUUCUUGAAUACGUGGGGACGAAGUAUAUGGUUCGAGGCCCAGGUACUAGGGUUAUGAUUUCCAGAUGACGACAAUGUGUACAUACACAAGCUUCCUCCUUGUUGCCAUAGCGACAUGUGUCCACUCCCAGGAUACUUCUACGACAGCGAACGCACCUACUCUUGACGGAGCUGACGUCAAGCUGGAUGAGCCUUGUACCACUUGGAACUCAUCUGCCGACUACGACAAGCUGAUCAGUAGGUUCUAUGGCAAACUCUUCCACACCAAGGAGCAGAUUGAGAGACAGGAGCAGACAUGGCGGGAAGAGCACAAAUCUGAAUGGGGUGUUGUCUCACAACGGAAGGCGCCUGCGUUGCUGUCGAACAGAUGGUCUGACUCUAUGGGGCACGACUACGACCAGUGUUGUCCGACUGUGAUGUAUUAUGAUAAGAAGAAGACUAAGAAGAAUACAAGGGGACAGUGGAGAACCAUCAUGCACCUGCCCCUCGCCGCCCCCCCAAGGUUUCAGUGGUACCCCAACGCUCGAUGUGGGAGGCCUGGGAACUGCCUCGGAAAGUGCCGGCUGGAGAACAUCGCAAUCUGCCUGCUGGUGUACCCACUCAGCGGACCCCUAUUCCCCCCGGAGUUUGACUGGUUCUACGUCCCGGGCUACUGUUCCUGCAAGAGCAGCUGAAAGACAGACGCCUUCUGAGACGAAAUCAAAUCCAUUAUUUACCAUUCGUUUGUAUCUUUUGUAACUUGAAAAAAUUAAUAAAUGUCACUUGAACUUUA
Haliotis rufescens (red abalone) is the source of this 945-nucleotide messenger RNA. RefSeq lists its product as uncharacterized. The transcript is spliced from 4 exons. Bases 239 to 847 code for a protein of 202 amino acids. NCBI's taxonomy places the organism in Eukaryota, Metazoa, Mollusca, Gastropoda, Lepetellida, Haliotidae. The record is from RefSeq and is a predicted model, not a curated record.